This is a messenger RNA of Poeciliopsis prolifica (blackstripe livebearer), 740 nucleotides long. RefSeq names its product receptor-type tyrosine-protein phosphatase C-like. Gene Ontology annotation, molecular function: protein binding. Bases 1 to 597 code for a protein of 198 amino acids. Lineage: Eukaryota; Metazoa; Chordata; Actinopteri; Cyprinodontiformes; Poeciliidae. The transcript is spliced from 7 exons. The record is from RefSeq and is a predicted model, not a curated record.
AUGCACCAUACAAAGGUCUAUGGCACGACAGUCCGAGAGCCUCGUGGAGGAAUAUGUAAAUAUGAUGAACUUAAAAGAUACACCAGAUAUAUUAUUGAAGUCUACGCCGUCUAUAACAACAAGAAAGUUACCCAAGGAUCAACCUUCAGAGGACAAACAAAACCUGGAGUACCAGAUAAAGUUCAGCAACUGAAAGUCCAUCUCAUAAAGCAUAACGUGAUCAGAGUAACUUGCUCCCCGCCAGUCGGUGGAUUUAAAGGACCGAAGAAAGUUUACAUCAUUCGUCUCAUUGGUGACAGAGAAGUUGAGGAAACUGACGAGUGUCAGUUUGAAAUCGGAGAUCUGAGCUACCUGACGUCCUACACAGUCCAGGUUGUUGCCUUCAAUGGGAUGUUUGAAAGUGAAGCAGAAACAAGAAACGUUUCCACUCACUACGAUGACAAAACCCUGAGUGGCAUUUUGAUCUUCAUCCUCAUCAUUCUCAUCAUCAUACUUGUUGCACUGCGUCUAUCAGUCUUCAUCAAAAAGCGAAAGAAGUCGAAAACUGUUACUAAAGAAGAAAUUCAGCUCACAUCAACGGCGAAAGCUUACAUAUGAAGACACCAUGGAGCUGAAGACCGAUUCAUUAUUUGCUGUCUGUGCUUGAAUAUCAAUUUCAUUUGGAGGCAAUUUUUAAGAAAUUUCAAAAACGUCCAUGCCAAAGUUUCCCAGAUUUUGAUUUUAAUGUUUUGUAAAAUAUA